AUGGUACUUUUUGACAACAUACGUCGUAUAAAGGAGAUUGAGAAAUGGCCUCCUUUAUACAAUAUUGGGCUCAAGGAAUCCACCGAUCCAAUUAUAAAAAGGGUGUUAUGGGAGGAGGUCUACGAAACAUUGUUUCCUGCAUGGAAUAAUCUUACAACUGAACAAAAAGCAAUAACAGGGCGAGAUGUUCAACAGCACUGGAAAAACAUACGCAUGUGUUUCACACGAGAAUUAAAGGCACAGCGUAGCUUAAAGUUGGGGCAAAUUUCACAUAAACAAAGGAAGUACAUGUAUUUUGACAAUUUACUGUUUCUCCUGCCAUCAACAAAGCCACGGAAUACCUAUAGAGAGACCACUCCAAGCAAAGAGAAGGAAACACUUUCCAGCGAUGAACUUACAACUAAUACUAUCUUCAUCCAGAAAUAUGAAGCAGAAUCGGAGACGCUAGAGGACCCUCUGCUCACCUCACCUACAGCUAGUGAAGAACCAAAGAGGCCAGAGGAAUCUCUGUUUCAGUCACUUACAGUUCAUGAAGAAUCAAACCAGACCAGACCAGAAAAAUCUCUUCCUGAGCCACUUACAGUUAGAGAUAAGACAGCAGCUGAAUGUGAUGCAGACACACAUUUUGUGUUAUCUCUUGUACCAUUUCUGCAGUCACUAAAUGCGGAAAAUAAACUCAUUGCACAAAUUGAAAUAUUGCAAGUAUUUAAAAAAAAUUGA
Messenger RNA from Schistocerca americana (American grasshopper), 720 nucleotides. RefSeq lists its product as uncharacterized. The record is from RefSeq and is a predicted model, not a curated record. NCBI's taxonomy places the organism in Eukaryota, Metazoa, Arthropoda, Insecta, Orthoptera, Acrididae. Gene Ontology annotation, molecular function: DNA binding. Bases 1 to 720 code for a protein of 239 amino acids. The transcript is spliced from 2 exons.